Molecule: messenger RNA, 3074 nt
Organism: Limulus polyphemus (Atlantic horseshoe crab)
Lineage: Eukaryota; Metazoa; Arthropoda; Merostomata; Xiphosura; Limulidae
Product: acetylcholine receptor subunit beta-like 1
Exons: 6
Coding region: 128-1654 (508 amino acids)
Biological process (GO): chemical synaptic transmission; monoatomic ion transmembrane transport; signal transduction
Cellular component (GO): synapse; neuron projection; postsynaptic membrane
Molecular function (GO): acetylcholine-gated monoatomic cation-selective channel activity; transmembrane signaling receptor activity
Source: RefSeq, a predicted model, not a curated record
AAGCUGCGGCUGCGUAGUGGAGGAGUUUCUGCGCAACAUUGUGUGCCUAACACCCUGAAUUUAGCUGAAAGAUCUAUCGCACUUGGCAUGUCCGACUCCCGUUCAAUAGCUCGCCUUUGUGGAAAGAAUGAAUUCUAAAGGAACCUUUGCUGUUGUGCUCAUCUUUUGCUGCGAAGCCUUAAAUGUGAAAUGUUCCGAGGAUGAAGAACGCCUUGUGCGCGACCUCUUCAGGGAUUACAAUAAACUUAUUAGGCCAGUGGAAGCAACAAACAAAACAGUAGAAGUGCGAUUUGGGCUAUCUUUCAUCCAGCUUAUAAACGUGAACGAAAAGAACCAGAUAAUGACAUCCAAUGUCUGGCUGCAGCUGUCCUGGGAUGAUUACCAGCUUCGUUGGGAUGAAGCAGACUACGGAGGAAUAAAUGUACUACGAUUACCCCCAGAUAAAGUCUGGAAACCAGAUAUAGUGCUCUUCAACAACGCUGACGGUAAUUACGAAGUCCGGUACAAAUCGAACGUGCUAAUCUACCCUAGUGGAAUGGUGAUGUGGGUGCCACCUGCCAUCUAUCAAAGCUCCUGUACAAUUGACGUUACCUACUUCCCCUUCGACCAACAAAAAUGUGUCAUGAAGUUUGGGUCAUGGACUUUCAACGGUGAUCAAGUGUCCUUAAAAUUGUACGAUGACAAUCACUGGGUUGAUUUGUCGGCUUAUUGGAAAAGUGGGACUUGGGACAUUGUGGAAGUUCCAGCCUUUCUCAAUGUGUACAAUAAUUCGAAAGAAGGAAAACCCACAGAAACUGAUAUUUCAUUUUAUAUUACAAUUAGACGGAAAACACUCUUCUACACAAUCAAUCUGAUUUUACCAACUGUUUUAAUUUCGUUCCUGUGUAUCCUUGUAUUUUACCUUCCGGCCGAAGCAGGAGAAAAAGUUACUUUGGGUAUAUCUAUUCUCUUGUCCCUAGUAGUGUUCUUAUUGCUGGUUUCAAAAAUCCUGCCUCCAACUUCUCUGGUUCUUCCACUUAUUGCAAAGUAUCUUCUCUUCACUUUCCUCAUGAAUACGGGAUCAAUUCUGGCUACAGUAAUUAUCAUUAAUUGGAACUUCCGCGGGCCAAGGACCCAUAGAAUGCCGAAUUGGAUUCGCAUAGCAUUCUUAAAAUACUUACCAAUUCUCCUCUUCAUGAAGAGGCCGAAGAAAACUAGGCUAAGGUGGAUGAUGGAAAUGCCUGGGUAUGGUGUCCAUCACCAUUAUCAUGGGUCAUCAGACACAAAGCCACGAAAUGUAAAAAAUAAAAUGGAAUUAGUUGAGCUUACAGAUAUCCACCAUCCUAAUUGUACAGUUACAAGGAAGUCUUCUGUAGAAAUGGAGGUCAAACUGAAAGAGAGCGAAACAACAGACAUGUUGUUUUUAACUCCGGAAGCUUAUCGAGCUACGGAGGCCGUUGAAUUCAUCGCAGAGCAUCUACGAAGCGAAGACGAAUACGUUCAGAUUCGAGAAGAUUGGAAGUAUGUUGCCAUGGUGAUUGAUCGGCUUCAGUUGUACAUAUUUUUUGCUGUGACCGCGUCAGGUACAAUAGGAAUUCUUUUAGACGCACCCCAUAUUUUCCAGUGCGUAGACCAAGACAAGAUUAUUCAAAUUCACACAGGAAAACCGGCGUGAAACGUGCGAUUUCUGAAAAACAACCAAAUCUAACAAUUGUAUUCAAUUUGCUCCUUUGAUUGAAAGGGAAAAACUCAAUGAACCGCAAAAACUGGGAAGAAAAAAACGACAAAAGAAAUUGACCUUUGACAUCGAUAUUGUUCCAGAUUCCUGUGCGCGAUAAUAACCGUGGACACUACUGUCAUUGAACCAGACUAGCAUGUAUUUCUUCCUGCCUAUCUUCCACAGAUAUUAGCAACUAGGUCUUCCCUCCUAACACUAACAUCGUUUUUUUUUUUUGUUUAUUUAGCAAAGCAGGUCUCAACAUUACUAUAAAAGGAUGCAAAGAAAAGGUAUCCAUAGGUAAUCUGAAGGUCUUGAACAUCAACAAAAUGUAGAAGUCCCUGUGAUCGCUUACUGAAUUUUAAAAAGUAUUGGGUUUGUUGUAAAAUCAAACCUUUUCCUGUUUUGUAAUUUGAAUUCCCCUUAUAACCAGUUCGUGUCUCAAUAUAAUUAUAUGUGUUCCUAAACCAGACAGGUUAAGAGUGUUUCAACACAACAAAAUUGAGUUUCGUAUGUUUUCGAUCUGUUGUCGAAGAAUUAUCGUCAAGAAUUCCUUGUUGUCUCCAAGGCUUCUCCCUGAACGUAACCAAAGCCUUCACAAACUAGAACUCGAUACACCGAAUGGUGUAAUAGCCGCAUUGUUAAUAAAACACAUUUCCUACUGCUCAAACGGAAAUAUCAAAUUGAAUGUGAGGAAAAUGUGCUAUCGUUAGUCUUUUAUCAUUUUCAAAUCGAUGUGGAAUAACGCAAUCCGACCCUGACAAAAUAAGCAUCUUGUUAUUGCGCAGAGUCUUUGAUAGUUAACAUGAAUGGAUUUAACAAUAGGUUAUAUCGUUUAACAAAUUACUUGGAACUCGUUUUAAAAGAUGUGUAAGCUCUGAAGUAGUUAUAGUAAUACUGUGUAUAUCAAUUAACCCGAAUAGAUGUUUUCCAAGUUUUUAUUUCAGAGCCUUCUCGACUAGAAUUAUAGGAAAAUAUUACGUCAUCAUUUUACCACAAGCAAAGGAUAAUAAUGGUUAACUUACGUUUAAAAAUAUAAAAAAACAGUAAAAUAAAAAAAAGGCUUGUUGAACGUCUGACUUUUGUAUCUUUGAAGUUUUAUAUGGAGGACACAACUUAAAAGGGCAAGAAAAAACUGAUUAGAUAGUUUAAUUAAUAAACUUUCAUAACUAUUGCUUACUGUAUUGUUUCCAACACCUUGCAGUAUUAACGCUAUAAACAUCGAAAAAAAACAUUAAGUAACUUACUAUGGUUUUAGUUUAUGACUGGUGCACACAACCAGGAAAAAUCUGACUAUUAUAGUGUAUUUUAAACCAACUAAGAAGCUGUUAAGUCCCGAUACAUUCAAUUUUAAGUAAAAUUGUUUCUCUGGAAGGUA